AUGCAGCAAAGAAGGCCUUCUGGAACCGAUGGUUCUGAUUAUUCCUACCGUAUGGUCGUUGAUUCAAGGUAUCAACUUGUUGCAAAGGGGAAGACGCGAGUGGUGUUUGCUGUUUUACCAGGAAAAAAAGACGGCACAACAAAUAUAGUUGCCAUUUCUUCUGUUAUUGCCAGUCUUGUUUUGUUGAUCAUUGGGGAUUUAGGUAGAAGACGAAGCCGGUCGAGUUUGUUGAGAUUAUAUACCAUUCUAUCUUCCUUAGCGAUGCUUCUCUUCACUGCUUCUCUUGCUAACCAGUAUUCCCUGUUGAAGGUUAUCCAGUAUUUUAGUAAGCGCGAAACAAGCAAUUUUGACGUUGAUUAUCUUGCUCUUCAAACUGGUCUGUUGGUAUAUAUACUCACUUUAUAUCUGUUCAAGAUUAGUGUCAUCAAAGCAGUUGUUUUCCUUCUUUUUAACAUGACGCCUCCCAAGAAAGCCUCUUAG
Vicia faba (fava bean) is the source of this 480-nucleotide messenger RNA. The record is from the annotation of a GenBank genome assembly. NCBI's taxonomy places the organism in Eukaryota, Viridiplantae, Streptophyta, Magnoliopsida, Fabales, Fabaceae.